AUGUAUGCGCGCUACGUACCGCCGUCCAAGACGGAUGCGAAGACGGAGACCAAGGUCAACGCCAGCACCCAAGAUGAGCCCCCACGGCCAGGCGCAUACAACCGCUAUGUCCCGCCUGCAAAGCCGGCCGCCGAGCCGAGGCAACAUAAGCACUUUGGUGACGAGACAGAGCUUGCAGUGCCCAAACAGCCGCCUACAAAGCGGGUGAAACUGGCUUCAGACGACUCGGCCAACGAUGCGAGACCCAGCGCUGGCCGCCAGGAACCUGAGGAUACAGAUAUGGGCGUGGAGUCGGUCCAUGGAGAGCCAGAGGCGGCGUCCGAAAAGACCGAUAAGAAGGCCAACAAGACAAAGGAGAAGAAGUCCAAGGAAAAGAAAGAUACCAAGCGGUCCCAGGAUGUAGCCACCACCGACGAGCCAGUAGAGGAAGAACCCAUUGCUUCGGAAUCAGCACUAGCCGAUGCGCAUGAUGAGAACCCAGAGACUCCAGCGCCUGCGAAGCCCAAAAAGGAGAAGAAAAAGAAGAAGCCCAAGGACUCUGCUUCGGGUGAGCACGACGCCCCUUCAGAUGACGACGAGAUAAAAAGACGGCAUAAAUCGGUAUUGGAAAGGAAGCAAAAGUCAAUGAAAGCCCCCCAGCCACCGCCCACGGAUUCAGCAGUCCCUAACGGCACCAACGAUCAGGAUGUUGUUAUGGGGGAUGCGCCAGAGGCAUUAGAGGCACACGGCCUUGAGCCGUUGCCGCAGCCUGCACUUAUUCCCGAGGAUACGUCAGAACCAACUUACCAGACACUCCCCCCUUGGUUAGCUGAGCCGAUAAGAGUCUCUGGCCAGGCGAGAGCCCCCUUUACCGACUUUGGUCUCACCCCCGAAUUAGGCAUCACACCUGAAACUUCCGAGCGACUGGCACAGAAGGGCUACAAAGAGGCAUUCGCUAUCCAGACAGCAGUCAUACCCCAGCUCCUGCCUCACCACUGCAGGACUAUGCACAGCGAUAUCCUGGUGUCGGCAGCUACCGGUUCAGGAAAGACGCUUGCUUAUGCCCUUCCUAUGAUACGCGAUCUCGGCCACGGAAGCCGCCAUGUCACCCGGUUACGUGCCCUCGUGGUUCUGCCUACCAGAGAGCUGGUCAGACAGGCUCACAAGAUCUGCGAAGAGUGUGCUGGAGUUUUUGGCGCAGAUGCGGAUCGGCGCCGGGUGAAGAUUGGGACUGCCACCGGAAACCAGACUAUCCAGGAAGAACGCAAGGCUCUGCUUGAAAGAGAGGACCGAUACGACCCUGACGCCUACGCGGAGCGACAGAAGAGGUUAGAAUCCCGUAGGAAAGGCUACUACGACGACGAAGUUGAAGGCGCAGAGGACGAUGAAGAACUAGCUGAGAUCCGACGAAAGGAAGACAAGAAGGAAACAUUGCCUGACUAUGUCAUUGGCUACAAGUCAAGGGUUGACAUACUGAUCUGCACACCUGGUCGACUUGUCGAGCACAUCAAAUACACUCCAGGUUUCCGCCUAGAUUACGUACGAUGGCUUGUUGCCGACGAGGCUGACAAGCUGCUCGGCCAAGGCUUUCAGCAGUGGCUGGAUCUGGUGAUCCCAAAACUACAAGAUGACGCGGCGCAGGCUCGCCAACACAAGCAAACCCACUUUUCUGGUGUGCGAAAGGUGAUCCUAAGUGCUACGAUGACCCGGGAUCUAGAUCUUCUCGAGGGCCUGAAACUCAGACGACCAAAAUUGGUCGUUCUUGAGGGCUCGGGAGCCGGAGUGGAAUACGCAUUGCCUGAGCUCCUCCGCGAGACGGCCCUGAAGGCUGACAACAACCUCAAGCCACUGUUCCUGCUUGAUCUUCUGCAGAGCUCUCAUCUGACUGCAAGCAAGCCAGCAGAGGCAAUCUCCGAUAUCACUUCAUCUUCUGGGUCAGACUCGGAAUCCGACUCUGGUUCAGAUUCGGAGUCGGAUUCAGACUCCGAUACCGACUCGAGCUCCGACUCAGAUUCAGAAUCGGCAGCAGGCAAGCCUAGCAGACCAAGCUCCAAGCCUGCGCUGCCAAGCAAGAGCAUACUGAUCUUCACUAACUCGAAUCAGUCUGCUCUUCGUCUUUCUCGCUUGCUGUGCAUUCUGUCUCCACCACUCGAGCCCAUAGUGGGACUCCUCACUUCAGACACGGCUUACUCAACUCGCAAGCAGACUCUUCAAGCUUUCUCAACGGGCAAGAUCCGUAUCAUCGUUGCCUCGGACCUGGUGGCCCGUGGUAUCGACUUGCCGCACCUUGAGCAUGUCGUCAACUAUGACAUGCCGUCGAGCGUCGCGUCCUACGUCCACCGUGUCGGUCGAACAGCACGUGCGGGUAGGAGCGGCCACGCCUGGACAUUCUUCACAGAUGCCGAGGCCAGAUGGUUCUGGAAGGAUGUUGCGAGCGAUAGGGUCAUCCGUAGGAGCAGCAAGGUUGAGAGGCUACGUGUCACGGAGGAGAAGGAAGCAGCGUAUGAGGACAAGAAGGCCAGAUACGAAGAGGCCCUGGAAGCGCUGGGGAACGAGGCAGCUGACAAAAGGCGAGCGCGGUAA
This is a messenger RNA of Neoarthrinium moseri, 2562 nucleotides long. RefSeq lists its product as uncharacterized. The record is from RefSeq and is a predicted model, not a curated record. Gene Ontology annotation, molecular function: nucleic acid binding; ATP binding. The transcript has a single exon. NCBI's taxonomy places the organism in Eukaryota, Fungi, Ascomycota, Sordariomycetes, Amphisphaeriales, Apiosporaceae. Gene Ontology annotation, cellular component: nucleus. Bases 1 to 2562 code for a protein of 853 amino acids.